Molecule: messenger RNA, 1002 nt
Organism: Lactuca sativa (garden lettuce)
Lineage: Eukaryota; Viridiplantae; Streptophyta; Magnoliopsida; Asterales; Asteraceae
Source: RefSeq, a predicted model, not a curated record
AUGCCCAAGUAUGCCAACUUCUUGAAGGACCUUCUCACAAAUAGGAAGAACAUGGAGGAGGAAUCUAAGGUGGUCCUUAAUGAGAAUUGUUCAGUCACAAUGUUGAACAAAUUGCCACAGAAGAUGGGUGACCCGGGUAGUUUGACUUUGCCAUGCCCAUUCGGAAAUUUAGUUACUUGUUAUGCAUUGGUCGAUUCGGAGAUAAGUGUAAAUCUCAUGCCAUACUCAUUCUUUAAAAAGUUGAACCAUCCAGAGCCAAGACUGAUCCGAAUGGCAAUCCAUCUAGCGAAAAAGACGGUGACAUUUCCAAGAGGGAUAUGUGAGGACAUAUUGGUGAAAGUCGAUAAGUUUGUUUUUCCUGCAGAUUUCAUAGUAUUAGAUAUGGAAGAAGACCAUCAAGUGUCUAUAGUUAUUGGGAGACCAUUCUUGAGCACCGCUUGUGCCAUAGUAGCCAUAAGAGAAUGCAAACUUACCCUUCGACACUCUAAGUUUAGUGAUGACACGGCCUUCUCGAUAGACAGUUUGGAAAAAUUAUUGGAGGGAUGGAAAGAAGACAAGUCAAGUAAAUCCACCUUUGCUUCAGAAGAUGACUUUGAUGCUGAAAGAGACCUCAAUGAGAUAGAAAGGCAACUCGAAGAAAGAGAAUACGACGAACUAACUAGAAAUGUUGAAAACUCAACUCGACAAGUUUCAGAGAUAAACUCGGCGAGUUGGGAUGAAAAGUCGCGAUCUGACGGGAAAACUGGCCACAACUCCAUGAGUUCCAUUACUGGACUCAACGUGUUUAGUGUUCAAAAUAUGAAAUUGGAGCUAAACACUUUGCUGGAACACUUAGAGUAUGCAUUUUUAGAAGAGGGUGAUCAAAAACAUGUGAUUAUAGCUUCUGACCUUACACAAACCGAAAAAGAAGAGCUGGUGAAUGUUUUGAAGAAAAGGAAAAAUGCUAUCGCAUUAAAUAUUACCGAUAUUAAAGGAGUUAGCCCUUCUUUAUUGUUCUCAUAA